Molecule: messenger RNA, 3013 nt
Organism: Diospyros lotus (date-plum)
Lineage: Eukaryota; Viridiplantae; Streptophyta; Magnoliopsida; Ericales; Ebenaceae
Product: zinc finger CCCH domain-containing protein 30-like
Exons: 2
Coding region: 387-2585 (732 amino acids)
Molecular function (GO): metal ion binding; protein binding
Source: RefSeq, a predicted model, not a curated record
UUUUCAUCUCUCCCCAGUCCCCCCCAACGCUCCUCCCCUGCUCCCCGAACCAAAAUCAUUUCAUUUGCAUUUCAAUUUCAAUUUCGAGACGUUACUCUCUCUCUCUCUCUCUCUCUCUCUCUCUCUGUAUAUCUAGACGCCAUUUCUCUCUCGCCUCGGCUGCUCUCCUCGUCCGUAUCCAUCGUUGUCGAGUGAAUUUGGAUAAUGGGGUUGGGCCUUUGCUUCCGAUUUUCGUCGCGAUCUCCUCGGAUUUAUCUCUCUACAACUCCAUAAACUGGCCCUUUUUCAUUCUCUUUACAGAUCUGUGAACACCGAACUCUCUCUCUCUCUCUCUCUCUAGGGUGCUGAAUCUACUUCAGGCCUGUCUUCUUAGUCGCUACUGAAGUAUGUGCAGUGGACCAGAGCAAAACAAAUCCACAUCGUCUUCGUCUCCAUCUACUGUAGAAAAUACUGGUGACCAAAAGGACAUGGGUGAAUUAACCAUUGAUACGACUGAUCCAUUUUCCAGUUUACUUGAGCUUGCUGCUAACAAUGACUAUGAGGGAUUUAAGCAAUUGAUCGAGUGUGAUGGGUCAACUGUUGAUGAGGUUGGAGUAUGGUAUGGCCGAAAAAAGGGCUCUAAACAAAUUGUUCUGGAGCACAGAACUCCACUGAUGGUAGCUGCUACAUAUGGGAGUGUUGAUGUUUUGAAGUUAAUACUCUCUCAGCCCAAGGUUAAUGUGAACCUGUCAUGUGGACCUGACAAGAGCACAGCCCUUCACUGUGCGGCCUCAGGUGGAUCAGCCAAUGCUGUUGAUAUUGUGAAGCUGCUUUUGUUAGCAGGUGCUGAUCCAAAUUCUGUGGAUGCUGAUGGCCUUCGCCCAGUAGAUGUUAUUGUUGUCUCUCCAAAGCUUACUGGCAUGAGAGCCUCUCUUGAAGAAUUGCUCACGAGCAAUGUUUAUGAUGGCCCAGUUGGUGAUUAUAACUUGCACGUGACAGUCACAACUUCCAACUCAAACUCACCUACGUUGUCAUCAUCUCCUGGAAAUGGGUCACCAUGUUCUCCUUCUGAUUCAGUUUCUUCAUUGGUGUCAAAGAUUAAUGAUCUUCCUGCUAAUUCUACAUCAGAGAAGAAAGAAUAUCCAAUUGAUCCUUCCCUCCCAGAUAUCAAAAACAGCAUUUAUUCAACAGAUGAGUUCCGCAUGUUCUCUUUCAAAGUUAGGCCUUGCUCUAGGGCAUACUCCCAUGAUUGGACUGAGUGCCCUUUUGUUCAUCCUGGUGAGAAUGCUCGCAGGAGGGACCCACGGAAAUAUCAUUAUAGUUGUGUGCCUUGCCCUGAUUUUAGGAAGGGUGCUUGCAGGCGAGGGGAUAUGUGUGAAUAUGCUCAUGGAGUGUUUGAAUGCUGGCUUCAUCCUGCUCAGUACCGAACUCGGCUCUGCAAGGAUGGCACAAGUUGUGCUAGAAGGGUUUGCUUUUUUGCCCACACACCUGAAGAGCUUCGUCCCUUGUAUGUCUCAACGGGUUCUGCUGUUCCAUCUCCCCGGUCAAAUGCCACAGCUGCUAAUGCCAUGGAUAUGGCUGCUGCGUUGAGCCUUUUUCCUGGUUCUCCCUCAUCAGUCAUGGCUGCUUCGCCAUUCAGUCAAUCCAUGUCUCCAUCCACAAAUGGGAUUUCACACUCAUCUGUGGCUUGGCCCCAACCAAAUGUUCCAACUCUUAAUCUCCCUGGCAGCAAUCUUCAAUCAAGUCGCUUGAGAUCUUCACUUAAUGCUAGAGACAUUCCACCUGGGGAUUUGAAUGUGUUAACGGAUUUUGAUGCCCACCAACAGCUUUUAAGUGAUCUCAGUUGUUUUUCUCAGGCCCGUUCAAACCCUGCCUCUUUGAACAGGUCUUGUCUCUCAAAAACGCUGACUCCUACAAACCUUGAAGAGCUAUUUUCUUCUGAAAUCAACUCUUCUCCCCGGUUUUCUGACCAGGCUGCUUCUGGUGUUUUCUCGCCAUCACAUAAGUCAGCUGUUCUCGGUCAGUUCCAGCAGCAGCAGAACAUGCUAUCUCCAAUCAAUACUAAUGUUUUUUCGCCCAAGAAUGUGGAGCUUCCUCUGUUGCAUGCUUCUUUUGGCAUCUCAUCUCCCCGAGGAAUGUCUCCCAGAAGCGUGGAACCUAUAUCUCCAGUGAGUGCCAGACUCUCUGCACUUGCCCAACGUGAGCAGCAGCAGCAGCAUAUACAGCUGCGCAGCCUCAGUUCACGGGAUCUUGGAUCUGCUGCCAAUGCUUCUUCCAUCAUUGGGGGAUCCCCUGUGAAUUCCUGGUCAAAAUGGGGUUCUCCACAUGGAAAAGUUGACUGGUCUGUGAAUGGAGCCGACCUGGGUCAGUCGCUAAGAUCAUCUUCCUUCGAGCUAAAAAAUAAUGGAGAGGAGCCUGAUUUGUCGUGGGUGCAAUCUCUAGUCAAAGAAUCACCGCCCGAGAUAAAGGAGAAACCUGCAGGUCCAAUAUCUGGCAUUAAGUCUUCUGGUGAGGCUCUGAAGUCCAAUUCUCAAGUUGAGUCCGUCGAUCAUUCAGUUAUAGGAGCAUGGCUUGAGCAGAUGCAACUUGAUCAGCUCAUGGCCUGAGAGAAAUUGAAUUCUUUUUUACCCAUUGAGACAUUGACAGAAGUUAGGAAGUGGAUAUUUCCAUUUUUGGUUUCUAUUUGGCUGGUGGAAACGAAAUUGGGGAAGGUAAGCUGGUGAAGUUGCAAGAAGGGUAAAGGGAUUAAUUGGCAAAUAUAAUUCAUUUUUCAUUUGUUGUAAUAGCAGAUCUCAGAAAAUGAGGAUGGUGAAGCUUGUCUGGGCUACCAAAGAAACCGGUCCAGAUUUGGUAUAGUUCCUUAAAUACUUUGAAACCUCUAGGAUUACCCUUUUUUUUUUUUUCCUUUUUAAAUUUCCUUGGCGAAAAGCUACAUGUUUCUGUGCAAUGAAACUGGGCUUUUUCUAUGUGUUGAUAUGCGUUGAACAAUUUCUUCAUUUGCUAUAUCAGUAACUGCAAGGAUUAUUAUGAGUUU